GUUAAUUAAUUAAUUUGUAACAUUUGUGAACAGAGCUACAACAGCUGAAUGUGUAGAAAGUACACCGUGCACUUGAGAAUACAACAGAUAAAUAACUAUAUAUUGGCAGGAUAUUAAGAAAUAUUUGUCAGGAUAUGGCUGAAGUACAUACACACACUUACAAAUUUAAAUAUUUAUGGCUAAGAUUAAUCAAGCUUGCCAGAUCAAGCAUUUCUGAUUCAUUGAAAGAUGACGACCUCGACCCUGAUGAAUGUAUUGAUCUUCUUCAACUCGGGACAAGAAUCGAGAUAUUCCUUGCAGUUAGACAUAAGAUUUUGGAGUGCACUAGAAAAUGGAUGAAAGAAUUUGUGAGACAAGGUGGCUUAGGUUAUCUUCUUGACGCUUUAGAAGACCUCACAAGUAAACAAACGAAAUAUGAUAUCAGUGAAGCAUGCGAAAUUCUCGAAUGUAUAUCGUGUAUAAAGGCUGUUAUGAACUCAAAGAAUGGUCUCGAGGCGAUGGUCGAAAGAAAAGAAUGUGCUCAAAAACUAGCUAAAGGUUUGUAUAAAAUGUACAAUAACAUGAGUACCAAGGGUCAAUGCAGUUAUCCAGGCAUUCUCACGUUCUGUACAAAUAUUUGUUUAACCUGUUUCUAUAAAAUUAAUUUGUCAACAUUCGCUCACACAUACUCCCUGGCUGAUCUUAUGUUUAACUUUAAUCAAACUUUGAAUGCGAGUAAAUUACAGCAAAUUAAGAAAAUCUCAUAAUAAUAAUAUAACAUAAUUAUAUAAUGCAAUUGUCAAUUGUACCCCCCCCCCCCAACCUUGGGGGAAAUGUGGGGACAUAGAUUUUUAAUAUAUACAUGUUUAACUAUUGCCCCACCCCCUGGCUGACAAUGACUAAUCUUGUCUAAUCCCCCAACCCAUGGGGACAAAAUUUGAAAAAAUUACCUGCUCCACUAUAAAAUUGACUUUAAAGAGAUCAGGCUCAGGCUCAACAGGACCAUUGAACAGGACAAUCUUAGCCUGCGAGCGGGCUCGUAUACAUUCCUACAUAAUGUCCCACAUGCCAGGGCCAGGGAUCCAUAAGAAGAAAAUUUCCCACCUAGUCAGGGUAACUAAGAGUUAAAAGAGGGAAAACGCCCCACAUGUCCCCACCUUCCCCCAAUGUCACGUUACAUUAUUAUUCAGCUCACUCCCCAUUGGGGUUUUUCAGUGACUGAUUACAUCAAUUAUUACGCUUACUUAUGUUUCUUAUAUUUAGUCUAGACUAUUUAUCUUUACAACAAUUGUGAUUACUUUCUUAACUGUGUUUAUCCUAACCCACCUUGUCAACUUUCCCUGUGGGAUGAAACUAGAGCGCCAAGAGAAAACUCACGACUUUCGGCAGAGCGUUGACUGACUCUUUUCACAUGAGUCCCUUGUGAGAAUUGAACCCACAAUCUCAGAGGUGAGGCGCUUGCUCUGAUGAGUGCGCCACCAUGUUACUCAUAAUGCCACAUUGCAAGCUCCCUUAACAGACUCCCAAUUAAUUAGAAUCAUGCUACUGCUAACUUUCACAGAAUCUAGUCCUUGUUUGAUCCUGGCUUGAAACAAUUUUGGAAAUGCGGGAAGUUGAUUAUCCUAAUUUGAUUCCGGCAAUGUCAUUGCCAUAUGCCAGCCAUUUUUAACAUUGAGAGUCUAAGUAGGUUGCAGGUGGAUUAAGGAAUGAAAAUUAGCCAAACACCAUCUUGACUAUGUAUAUUGUAUCACUUACCAGACCUGCCUAGUGUCCCACACUUGGUGUGAAAGUCACAUAUUUAAAUAUUGGUCCUGCAGACCCACAUACAUGCCUUAAAUUAAGUCACAAAUUUCCACAUAUUUUCUGGGUUGGCAUUAGAAGAGGGGUGGAACAUAUAAAACAAAAGUUAUUCCGAAUAAGGAGUGCAUAAUAUUAACACACAAUUUAUUAAAACUAUAAACAUAUCCCCUCAUAUCCAUAACAUAUCCCCUCCCGAAUAUGAAUUACCGGAACGAAAAUAAAAGUGAUAAUAAUACAUAAAAAUUGAGAGAAAGAAUGAGGAAAAUGGGUACACACAGCGUAAACAUUGGGAAGGUAGGAACAUGCAAUAUUAGAAAAAAAACCUAGGUAAAUGCAUGACUUGGCAAAAUUUCACUUACAGCCCCCCCCCCCUUCCCUCCAUUAAAAAUAUAGAGCUAGCGCUGCCCCUGCAUACAUUAAUUAUUUAGUAAAGAAGAUUAUCUGGAUCUUCUUUUCUACGUUUUGUGAAAAACACUUUUAGCACUCCAGCCACUGAUCUAUUAGAUCGGUGACUUGAGCAGGUGUCACGCUAUCUGCUGAACUUGACAGGUCUGCUGUAUCACCUGAUAAAUAAGAUUAACAAACUUCAAAAGUUUGUACAUACCCAGAAACGUGCAAAUUGUAUACUUCACAAACUACACUAGCAUGCGAUGUGUUCCCCCAAACUUUUUAACCAGGUGCAGAAAAAUAGGCAAUCAUAUUGGCAAUAUUUGUAGUGGUGAAUAGCCUAGAUGAAUUUUUUGGUUGACACUUUGGACUUUAUGUUAUAGUUAGGGACCGCUCAUUAUUUAUUGUACAUGGGGGAUUGAGGAGAAACUGGGGGUGGGCUUUAAAUUUUUUUAAAACCUGAAAGGGGGAGCUUUGAAAAAAUACAGAGAGACGAAAGAAGGGGGGCUUUGAAAAUAUUUACCGGUUUGAAUAAAACAUUACUAGUUUUAAAAAUGUAUCACAAAACAACUUAACAACAAAUAAGGUUUUUAGACCUAAUAUUUAUAAAUGGAAGCCAAGUCUCUUAUGUUCAUGUAAAUAGACAAUUCCCAUUGUAGACUAAUUUUAGAACUAGGCAAAGAGAUGCAAAUCAAGGCCGAAUUUUUGUUAAAAUAGCGGGGGAGGUGGGAAAAAAUGUUAGGGGAAGGUGCAGCAGUCUAGCUCACAACCCCCAUGGAAAAUUAGGGCUUAUUGUAGAACAGGCCAAUAUCAACAAGAUGAGGUAUGCAUGUAGUGUACAUUAUGUACUAGUGUAUUAAUGAAUUAUGAAUGUAUGACUCCAAUCUUGCCCUUCAUUGCAAUUGCUACAAAGUUUCUUUCAAAACAUUGCAUUAACAGUGUACUUGACACAGAUAUGAAUGGCUAUCACUGUUUCAAUUUUACAGAGAAAACUUUCUUAUGUCACGAGUUGUAAAUCCUAAGCAACCAUCACAUUUUCACUUUGUUCUAUCAUUGAAACUUUCCGCAGGGGAGGUGCAUGACCUUUCAGGAGAAGUGCAAAAAUUCUCAGGGGAGGUGCAAAACGAUCUCAGGGGAGGUGCGCACCUCUCCACACCUCCCCUCAAAAUCCGGCCUUGAUGCAAAUAAAUCACCAUUGCUAGAAAGAGCAUACUAAAAUAAGUAAAAUAUUUCAAAGUUUGGUUGCGAGAUGUUGUAAAAUACAGAAAAUAUAGCCUUGCAAAGUUUGCAAAUUUUGUAUACUUUUGUAUUGCAUGCGAAAAUUGCAAUACAAAAGUAUACAAAAUUUUUGCAACUUUGGAAGGCUAUACAUUUUCUACAUUUUACAACAUUUUGCAACCAAACAUUGCAAUUUUAUUAAUUUUAGUAUGCCCUUCCCGGGAAUAUACUUUUUUAGUCUAUAAUGGGAAUUGUCUAUUGGUCCCCAUUAUCUAUUUGUGUUUAUCUAAAUAAAGAGCUAGAGUUUUUGUUUCUCUAAAUAAGGAUAAAGAGCUGGGGGUGGGGGUAGGGGUGGGGGGGGGUUGUUAAAAUUUAUGUUCUUGUUUUGCCUGUUGGGGGAGGGGGGCUUGGAAAAUUUUAAUUAUCUUAAGAGGGGGGCAACGAAAAAAUAUUAUAACUGUAGAGUUUCUCAUCAGUCUCCCCCUGUACAAUAAAUAAUGAGCAGUCCCUUACCCUGGUAGCUGUGGGCUGAUUACAGUAAAGUCGAUCCCCUAUUAAACCCCUCUCCUGUAAGCCAUAUACAAUGUUUCAUAUUAAUUUACAGUCUAUGUUUCUUAUAUCACGUUAAAUCCAAUUAAGGGCCUACAAUAACUUUUUUGGCUACUAGCAAAGAAUGUGUAAGUGUCAAAGUCACUAGUCUAGAUUUUAAUUAGCAAAAUUUAUCAAUAUCUGCGCAUCUAUUUUACACGUAUGUAUUAAUAAAAUGCUGACUGUAAGAAAUCAUAGCUUGCACAGUUCUUCAGUCGUCACUCGUCAAAGACUCGCAAAAAAAUCACAUUAAUUUUAUGAAACUUUUAGUUGCUAAUUUACCUGUCCGUGAAUAAGUCCGACCUCCAGACCUCUAAUUAAAGUCUCCAUGAAUAAGUCAGACCUCCAGACCUCGAAGCCAAUAGAAAAUGUCUCAAAUUGCCUAAAAGACUAAAAACCUACAGGUUUCCUAUAUGAACCUAUAGGUUGGCCUAUUGACUUUUUUUGUAAGCCUUACUUCCCACAAAUAUGCCUGGAAUGAAUAGCACCGGGCCGGUACGUUGUUGAAAGCUGGAUUAGCUUAACCCUAUUUAGGUUAACCUAAAAUUCAAAGCAAACUUCCUGACAUGCAGCUUCUCUAUAAAUCUGGAAAUAUUUCUUCAGAGAUUUGUCUGAAUCCACAGGAGUUUACUUCUCUGAAAUUUAAUUUUGAAAUUAACAGACGUGCAGAAAUACACAAACUAGAAGAGCAGGUUAAAUUCUAACCCAGGGUUAGCGCUAACCCACCUUUGGCUUUGAACAACCGGGCCCAAGGAGUUUAAUAGAGCAUUUACAGUAAUUACAGAAUGAUGUUUCUCAUGAUGAGUGGAUGCUCAAAUUUUCUGUAUCGUUCUUUAUCAUUCAUUAGAGUAUCAUUUUUGGUAUGAUAUAUCUUGUGUCAUUACAUCAUGGUUAGUACAGUACGUAGUUAUAUAAAAAAUGUAAAAACUUGUCAGUGAAAGCUAUAAUUACGCUGUUAGAGAUCCUAGCAGUGUAUACUGGAAUGUUGCUUCAUGAUCGUUACAAAGAAAUAGAACAGAGUCAACUUCCAAAGGGAAAUCACAAUUAAGGCUGAUAAACUAGUUGACUUGAGAUUGCCUUUUGGUAAAAAAUGUGGUGAUCCAAAGAAUUAUACCAGUACCCAGCAUUUAACAAUUAUUCGCCGAAGGCGAGGUGAUUAUCGGGGAAUAUUCACCAAGACGAAGUCGAGGUGAAUAUUCCCGAUAAUCACCGAGCCGCAUGAGGCGAAUAAUUAUUUUAGUAUUUUUACACAAGUCUUUUGUUUUGUUUUUUCUGAAUUUAUUUUAAUUUCGCUUAUUUCUUUAUCAGUGAAUCUAGUCGUACUGCAGGCUGCUCCAUUUACUGUUCGGAGUACUCCCGAUUUUCCGAACACAAAAAUCAGAACAGUCGUGCCCGUUUUCGGUUCGAUUCUAUUAGUGUUUACUGUGUUCCGAAAAUCUGAAAUGUUCCGAAUUGUAGAUGGAGCAGCCUGCUGGUGGUAUAGUGGGACCUCUGACAAAAUGAUUGUAGAUAGGGCAGGUACUGUGCAGUUUCAUUGGCAGCAUUCAAGCUAGAGGCAUAUGGGUUAAUUUAAUUCAUGAGUCGCUACCACCUGGCUACUCCAUUUAUUGUUCGGAGUACUCCACAUUUUGGGAACACCAAUAGAAUCGAAGCGAACACGGUCCCUACUGAAAAACUCGAACGUUAAAUGGAGCAGCAUGCAGUACAUAUGCAUGCCAUCUUGCAUUGUCAUGUAUUUGCUAUAAACAUUUCUUCAGUUCAUAAAUUUGACGAAGAACACUAAAGAACGUACCGUGGAAAUUUGUUACCAUUUUCAACGGAUACAAGUCAGCAGCAAUGUUAAAAGUAAAAUAAUCUGGGAGUAUUUUGCUCUUUUCAAGGACGAUCUAUUAAGAAAGUAUCCACAAGAAAACGCCCACCAUAUUUUUGUCAUAUUCUAGCUAAGAAGUAUGCACGGAUUUAAUGUGAACUCAUUCACUGAUAUAGAUGACCAAAUUAGAAUUCCAUGCGUUUGUCUAAAUUAUGAAAAUUAAGUGAAACGUAUUUGAAAAUUAAAACUGUUAAAUCGCGUGGUCGUAACAUCACGAUUGAUGUAUAUAUUAAUAUCUGCAAAGCUUGGAAAGCCAUAAGACUCGAGAGAUUUUCAAUUUGCAAUAUGAAAAUAGGUAUACGUACAGUACUGUAAUUAUUGUACACGCAUCUGCUGACUGCACCGUUGUGUUUGUAUAUAUUGGUGGAUUUGAAUGGUGGAUUAAGUUACUAAAACGAAACAUACGCAUUACAGGCUGUAGCCCCCCCCCCGAAAAAUUGGAGUCGGGCAAAUUAUAAUUUAUAAACGUACGUUUGGCAAAAUGAUGGGGGAAAUAAAUAUGUAUGAUAAUAGUGGAAAAUGCAACAGCCUGAUGAAUAGAUUACAAAUACAAACCUUGCAUGUAUUCUGAAUGAUGUCUAUAAGUUAUUUACUACGUCUAACACAGUACAUACAGAAGUUGACACAUUCUAUAAUUGACUUGAUUUUCAUGCAAAGUUAUCUUACAUUAAUAAUUGAACAUAUUUUUAUACUAUACAGUCAUGCAUCAACUGCUUCAUGUCGUGAUCAUGCAUGCGAGGUCAAACGAGAACGCAAGUUAUCACAAGUAGAUGGUCAUGAAUUGCUAUUGCGUUUAAAAACGCGCAAAUGAAGAAAAGUUUAGAAUAUUUUGCGUUGAGAUCUCGCUCCUGCCUGACAUAGCGUGAUGGCUAGACUCUUUACUUCAGUUACAUUAUUUAUGAUUAAAUUUCUUUUCAGGUGAUAAACACUGAAACUGCGUGUAGAAGUAAAGACUGCAUGCAUGUAUAGACGGCUUUAAUCAUCAUGAAACUCGUGCAUUCGCUUUCGUAGCUGAAUAUACUGUAUUCAAGGAAAUAUAUGAAACUAUAUAUGCGCUUGGAUUGUCUCUUAAGCCCGCGCCGCACACGAGAGCAACGUGCUGAGCUAGCAGCUAGCUCAGCUAUGUAUUUUCACCGCACACGUUGGGAAAACUACUCAACAACAACAUAAUUGACAAAAUCAUUUGCAUUUUACUCCAUUUUGUUCCAAGUCACAUGAAGAAACCAUGGUUUGUCAUUGGCUAAUUGAUUCAAACAGCUCAGCACUUAGCUCACAACAUCCGCAGACGCUGAGAUUUCCUCGCGAGGCGAAAAAUAUCAAACACGAUAGAUAUUUUCCUCAAGAGGUCAAAUCCUCACGAAAACUAUCCGCACACGAGAGCAACUUGCUGAGCUAACUAGCUGCCUCGCGAGGCCGUUAGCUCAGCAAGUUGCUCUCGUGUGCGGCGGGCUUUAAAUAGUUGAAUUGUUUGCAUUGUUAUGAAUAUACUACCAUAAUCUUCGUUGUGUUUGUUGUUUGUGAUUGCAUAAACUCAGAGUAUAAUCUAAAAACAUACGUAUGCCAUAUUAAAAUUAUGCCUAUAUUGAAAUGUUCAAAAUGCUUUGUUUUCUGGCUCCCAAGGGAGUUUUGCUCUUGCUUAUCUGAAAAUUAAAUGCAUAUCUAAUAAGUUUGUCUGCAUUUCGAAAUGAUUAACAGUUUUGCGGUAGACCAUGUUCAGAGCGACAUUGCUAAAAAACUUAAACGAGAUUACUACAUAAAUUUCAUGCUGUUCAAGCUUCGGAAUACAACUUUAUUUGUAAACAGAGUGAACAAGAAUCAAUCAAGCUGGCUCCGUCCGCCAAACAUCCACAACAGUACUCAGAGAGUUCAGAAGCAUGGAAGACAACAUUUCUCAGACUUCGUGGUUUGGGCAUAAUUUUGUCCACGUUAGAAACUCUUGGUUCAGGAAAAGUCAACUCAAUUCUUGAUAAUCAUGAAAGUGCUGAGUUUAUUUCUAGUUUUACGUCCAUGAUAAACUCUCUUGGGCUGGAUAAUAUACUCAGUGAACGAGGGAUUCUAUCAGGUUUAGUCAAAGGUUGGGCACUUAUAUGUACUAACUUUUCUGUUUGUAUAUUUAAAAUUAUCAGUUGAUUUAGCUAAAAUAAAUGUCUUGUUCCAACAAUUUUGGCUUUCCAAAUGUCGUUCACAAACUAUUGUAUGUCUUGUGUUGUCAGGCGUUAUGCAACGUUUGUACAAAUUGAGGAUAAUAUAGUCUAACGUACAUUAUUGCAUGCAUGCACAUGGAAUGUGUGUGUAUGCCAUUGACAGUGUUUUCUGCACAACCCAUGAGCAUGAUGCAUAAUCAUAUCGCUCCGUUCAAGCACUAGAUAAAAUUUAAGAAAGUGAAUAAUAUGUUUUCUCCAUUAAAUUAUUUGUUAACUUGAUGUUAUACCAGAACGGAUUGGAGUUCUCAGUGCCGUAUUUUACCAUAAUUUACUGAACUUCUUGGCAAAUAUAGACGCGUAAAUCCUCUUCAGUUAUUUCGCACCGCCAUGAAUUGUGUGAACAUAGUCUCUGAGUCAAUAAUAUAAUAUAAAUAAUAGUUUUGAUACCUCAAGAGACAAGGUAGUUCUACAGCUGGGAUUUAAAUCGCCACCCCAUGCACUUUUAUAUUUAAACUAAUCUGUUGCGCUGAAUUGUAGAAAAUUGCCGAUUCUUGCAUGGUUUUAAACCUGAAUAGCAUGCCAUUGUGACUGUAUGUGGCAUCAUAUUUUACGAUAAUGCGAAUUUUCCCACCUGUCAUCACAUUCUACAAGUGAAGAAAUAAAUUUUUGUUGUGAUUUUCAGCUAGUACUGAACUCAUGGAUAAUGUGAUGCUAUUUUCUGCUCAAAUAACAACUAAAAUAUGACCACGGGAUGUAAGUUUAAAACAGAUGUUGCAAUGGUUUCUGAUUCAUGUAUGAAUAUAUGCGGGUUGAAACAUGCUCUUGAAGAAAAUGAUUCAUAAAUGUCUGUUACAUUAGAUACUUCGAAGAUGCAUACGUAUACUGAACUAUAACUACAAUUAGUAUGACUAGCUAUCAUUACAAGUUACGUUGUCUAUGCAUAGCAGUUUGAAUGGCUACGAAGUUUGUGGCCAGCACGCGAAACACAGUAUAUCGCAGUAAAUGGGUCGCUGUUGUUAACAAACGUAUUGAAUCAAAUCGUAACGGGGAAAAUGAUAUCAAUUGUGGAAAAGAUCCAAAGUACCUGGCACGUUCCUUACAAAAUCCAAGUGUUUCAAACUACUUUGGUUUAAGAUCAAAACUUCGCGGGGCUUCUGCCAUGUGGGUGCUGUCAUUCCUAGAACAUGGCGGACUUGAUUCAUUAUUUCAGGCUCUAGAGAAUCUUGGUAAACGAGAACAUACUGCUGGUGUUGUGAAUGCAUUCUUGCAACUAGAGUGUGUGUUUUGUAUCCGCAGUGUUCUGAAUACAAAAACUGGCAUGGAUUUUAUUUUGGAAAACAGGGAGUUAUCUCGUCUCCUCACACAAGGUUUACAACAGAUUCAUAUUAAUUAUAUUGAAAGUUGAUGACAAAUAACACCCUUUUUUAAUUAGUUUCUGUCUCAUUGUGUAGAAGAAAAAACUUCCUUGAAAAAGCAAUAUCGUCUUACAGUAUACAUGUGCCAGAAUCGUUAACUUGACAUGUGCUGUUAUAAUAUCAUUCCUCCAUAUAUAUAAUCGUAUAAAGGUUUAUACGACACAAUCCUAGCUUUAUGAAAUCGUAAAGGCUUGCAACGCCAACAAGAUUUCUGUUCUAUGAAAGGAUGCAGUGACGUAUAAUUUGUAUAUAUGAUAACAUAAUUGUUCAUGUACUAAUUAAGUAGGCCUACUCAAGUUAUUUUUAAACAUGCCUGUUGCCGAGGAUAGCUUUAUUUAGCGAAAAUAUCAGGCAUUUCAAAUAUUGAAGCAAGUAAGGAUUUCUUAUUUAUCCUGUAAAAAUUACAUUCAUGCAUGCUGCUGAGACUUGCAUAUAUAUAAUUGAAGGGAUUGAAUUCUGCAAUUAAAAUAAGCUGUCUUGAAUUCGGACUGUAAUCACGUACGCAAUGGCUAGUGUGCGUUCGACUUUUGUCGGUAUUCCUCAGUGUAUAGGGGCGACAGAUUUUUGGACCUCAGUCAAGGAUAAAGCGCAGCCCAUGCAUGCGUAUGUGAGUGUCUAAAUGUAUAAAGUAAUGUUUCCUUAUGUGAAACAGUAUGUAAAAUAAAAGUAUAUAAGCCUAUACAAGAAGCUGUAGUAACACAACAAUUAAUUUAACUAAUUUAAACAAAUUGUUGAGGGAAAUAUUUUGCACAACAAUCGUUAAGGUGAAAAUUUAUCCGCGCUCACUUUCCUGAAAGGAUAUAUUUAAGACGUUUGGUUCAAUGAAAAUUUUUGACAAUUGUUCUCAAGAUAUUUUGGUUACCUGGCUAGUUUGCCCUCGUGUUCCUGGAAUCAUGAUAGCUCAGAAGUCAGGUGAAUUUCUGCGAAAGCAAAUAGUCCAAACCUGUCCUCCAGAGUCUCCAGGCUUGGUUCGGCCCUGCGUCAGCAAUAUUUCGCAAACUAAUUUUCGACAUGACUACCUGCGGUUUUCUUGUCAUAAUAUUAUAUUAUCAUAACCAGGGAAAAAAAAGUUUUUGCGUAAAUUUAUGUCGUCACAAGCAAAUUUUUAUGCAUUAGCAUGCAGGCGCUAGACCAUAUCACAUGAAGUGAAUAUGAUUAUAACGCCACUAAAAUAGUAAAUCAUUCACUUAAAAGUAAAAGUUCUAUGUACUUUGUCUGACUUAUUUCAAUUUUAUUUUUUCAGCUUUAGACACAGAUAAUGUGAUGCUGAAGAAGCAAGUAUUUGAACUCCUGUCUGCUCUCUGUGUUUAUUCUGAAAUGGGAUACAAAAUGGCAGUUGAUGCUCUGUCGCACUACAAGGUGAUUAUUACAAUAAUUCGGGGGCGCAGUUGGCGCACAUCGUUUAUUUGCUCGCGGGCGGUGCAGGCUAGGCCUUCGUUGGCGCAGUCCUCAGAGCAAGCGUCUUUCGCCUAUGAGAUCGUGGGUUCGAUUGUCUCGUUGCUCAUGUGAAGAGCGUCAGUCAACGCUCUGCCGAAAGUCGCGGGGUGCUUCGGUUUCCUCCCACAGGGAAAGUUGACAGGGUGGGUUAGGAUAAACACAGUUAAGAAAGUAAUAUCAUAAUUGCUGUAAAAAUAAAUAGUCUAGGCUUAGUAUGUAAUUAGAUAAGCGUAUUACUUGGUAUAAAGUCAUGCGCAAUCUGAUCAUUGCCACAUGCAAAAUUUGCGCUACCUUGCCUUGAGCAAUUCCGCGAGAAGGCUUGGGUCUAGGCUGCACGUUAUUGAUUUCUCAAUAGGUAGUGUGCAAGUUACGUCACCGUCGCCAUGUUGGAUGACAUUGACAAAGGAUUUAUUUGCUUGUCUGCAAUGCAAAUAUCAUCCAACAUGGCGAAAAUCUCUUUGUCUUUGAAUCCCAUGGGAGUGGUCUCACAUCACCUAUAUUGGAACAGCCAUGCAUUGUGGUUUACCCAUACUUACUGAUCCUGUUAUGAGAUAAAAUUGCUUUUGAAAAAUGGACGUUUUUUCAGGUUGUGCAAAAUGAUAAGUGUUUGACGAUGUUGGACUCGUUUCUACGGGGCUUUAAGGCCCACACUCGAGAAUAAUUUCCAACGUUUCUCGAAAAUAUUAUUUUCAACUUAAAAAUCUUUUUCCGACGGAAAAUUUGUGUGGGCCAAUCAUAUUUUACAAAAUUCUUUCUGCUGAAAAUUUUCCUGAGUGAAAAUGGGCCUUUAGUGGACAUACUAAAGCAACGAUGUUGGACAAUAUAUGUUGGAUGAGUAUUUAAAAUCAAUUCAACAUUACCCAACACAGUGUUUGAAAGGAAGCCAAUAAUGGUGAAAAUCCAACAAUGUUAGAUAAUGUUGAACCAACAUGUUGACCUCGUUUGAACGGGCCUUAUUAAGAUGUCUAACUAAGGUGAUAUUUUACACACUAAUUUUCUUAUUUUUUCAGUCAGCGAAGGGUCAACGUUAUCGCUUUAGUGUCAUUGUGAACGAGCUAAAGAAUGCAGAAAGUGCUUCUUAUAAAGCGACGUGUCUUGCUUUUAUCAAUUCAAUUAUUAUUGCUAGUGAGCAAUUUGACGAGAGAGUUCGAAUUAGAAAUGAAUUUAUUGGUGAGUUUUACAUGACAAUAUUGAAUAAUAUAUUUUUCGUAUUGUGGUAUUUUUAUUUCAGAGACAAGGUAUCAUUUAUUGCAAAUACCAAGUUUUUGUUGAUAAUUCUGUAUCUCAUUUUUAAUUGAAUUUUCUUGUUUUAUACGUAGGUCUGCAGCUUCUGGAUAUUUUAAAUGAAAUUCGGUAAGUACCACCGUUUGCAUUUGCUGUAUUUUACUUACUGAGAAGGAAUUUCAUUAAUCUUUAUUUCGAUUUGUAAUUAAUUGUAAUCUAUUUGGGCAUUGCUCUGCACGGCCACAUUUUACUAUUUAAUAAAUAAAGUGAUUAAACGAAACAAAACAUAAAUCUUCUUUUGUUUAACGGUUAAUUUAACGCACAUUAUGCUUGGCAUUGAUAUUUAUAAUAAGAUUAUAAUUCCUGGUUCAUCCAUCGCAACUAUUUUGAAAAACAUAAGUAGAGAUUUCUGUGCACUGGAUAAGUGAAACAAAUUUGUUGUAUCCCCACGACAGACGAUAUUUUUCAGAUGUGAAAUUUAUCGUCUCCGUCUCAUUCAUUUUUCUCGCAUAUGGACAGUUAUCGGAUAUGCAAAAUCACCCAUAAAUUUGCUGAGCUUAAUGAAAGGGGCGUUGUCUUGAUGACUUGAUCAGUUUGUGGACUGCAACCCCACCAAUUGAGGUACUGCGCAAACGCAUGAUGUUUAUAUAGCCAAUUUCUGAAAUUGCACAAAAUAUUUUUGUGACGACGAAACGCUAGAUUGCCUAGAUAUUCCCUAUGCAUUAAUAGAAUAAAUAGGUUAGGAAACUCGAUUAAGUCAUAAUAGACCUCAUUAUAUAUGUUUUUGUCUUGGUUUGUGCAAACAAUGGUCGGUUCAUCGUCAUGUGUGUGUAUGUUUUAUUUGUCCAACCAACCAAUAGCAGUGUGUUGGCUUGAUUACCAAGUCCGUGAUAUUACACAUGGUAGUUGUAUAAGUCGAAGAGUCCUGAAGAUACUGAAAAUUUAAAUUGUUACGUCGUGAAUCCAAGAUUCUGAUCGCUAGAAAAAGGAAAGAUCAUGCAAAUAAGCUACGAGAGUCACACGUCGAAAGCCCUAAACGUUUUUGGUCAAUCGUGAAAUCCUCAACUAUCUUGCGAACAGACAUCAAAGAGUUGUUCUUGAUGGCGUUUUCUCUGACUGGCUACCAUCUGGUUACCAAUUACGUCGGGUGUGCCCCAAGGUCCCAUAAUUCGCCCUCUCAUGUUUCUUGUCUAAGUUAAUGAUGUCCUAAGCUACAUCCAUAUCCAAUCCACGAUUGCUAUUUUUGCCAAUGACUCCAAACUAUAUACAAAUCCAUUGACCUUCCUCAAGCAACCACCUCCACAUCGACCUUGAUAGCUUAGAUAAAUGGAGUCUUGACUGGGCAGUGGAAUUUAACAAAUUCAAAUGUCACGUGCACGUAUCUCGCGAAAGACAGCAAAAAACAUAAUGCACUAAAACCUGGACAGUCAACAACUAGAUUGUGUCCCACACGCCAAAGAUUCUGGAGUGACCAUGUCGAGUGAUCUGUCUUGGUCGAAACUCUGCAUGGGACUAAUUAAGUGGACUUUCAAGGAUUCUACUGAUACAAAAGUUUAAAAUUACUAUACUGUGCCCUCGUGAGGCUGAUAUUAGAACAUGCCAGCAAUAUAUGGUCUGUCAUGUCUGCAUCGAGUUUCCUAACCAUCUUAUUCUAUUGACUAUGCUCAGCAGUACGAAAAUGGUUAAGAAAAGAUUUUUGAAUCCUGAAUAUUUUCAUGUUUUAGCCAUACUGAUGACAACGAAUUAAGGAUUCAAUUAGAUGUAUUUGAAGAUGAACGGUUAAAAGAUGAAGAUGACUAUACAACACCUGAAGGAAUUGAUUUAAACAGUCAUGUUGACAUCUUUCAUGCCUUGUUGAAACAGGUAAACAACAGUGCACAGUACGAUUACGAUUACAGAACCUCGGAAAAGUAUAUGUUUAAGAAACGGUAACCUGCAAUGCUAGAAAUUGAUUUUAAAAAUAAGUUUUUUGACUGCAUGUUUUUGCUGAAGAUUGUAUUGUACACUGUCGUACCCAGGUUCUUUUCUACUCAAAAUGUUAUCGUGGACAUUGUUUUCACACAGCCAAUGAAAGGAAAUUUUAAAAGAUAUGUAGACCAAAUAACUCAAACUGUUAUAGCGCUUCUAAUCUGUUAUACCGCUUAAAAUCGCGCGUUGUGGAAUCGUGUCCGAUGUGUCUCGCCUUUAAUUAUAAGACGCCUUGAAUCUCUUGUGUGUUUAAUCCUAGAUUGCACGGACAACCAUAGUCGAUGUAAUAAGGAGGUUUGGAAACUCGAAGCAGACAUAAUAGACCUCAUUAUCUGUGUUUUUGUCUUGGUUUAUGCAAAGAAUGGUCGGUUCAUCGUCACAUUUUUAUGGGUUUUUUGCGUAACCAACCAAUAGCAGUGUGCUGAUUUAAUUACCCAGUCGUGAUAUUACACAAUAGUUAAAUGAGAUAGUUAUUGGUUGCUUAGCGAAAAAACAAUACACAUGUGACGAUGAACGGACCAUUUCUUUCAUAAACCAAGACAAAAAAACAUUGAUAAUGAGUUCUAUUAUGUCUGCAUCGAGUUUUCUAACCUUAUUAUUGACUAUCACGAGAUAACCAAUGAUUUUUCCUCUAUUUAGAUAAGCAACAAACCUUACGCCACGAAUUUCUUGCACAUUUUACAAAGUCUCCUUGCACUCACUGAAGAAGAUAACUUAGUAGACGUAAUUUGGGAAACAAUUGAGAAGUUUGUGAAACGAUGUUCGAACAUGAAGAGACAAGAACAGGGAGGAUUCUUAUUAAAUUCUGAACUGGAACUACUUAAAUCAAAGAUUUCAAAACAAUCCAAGGAAGAAAAUAAUAUGAUGGAAAUAUCUUCAACUCCUAUACCAGCCAUGCCACCUCCAGGAUUGACUUCAACACCUGCCACACCCGCCCCCCAAGCAGCUCCCCCUCCCCCUCCACCACCUCCACCUCUAGGAGGAUCAUUCUCGUCGCCAUUUCCUGGAAGUCCUGCACCGCCUCCUCCCCCUCCCCCUCCCGCUUUACCUGGCUCUGCCAUUCCACCACCACCCUUCCCGCCUCCUUUUCCUGGUUCUGCAGGACCACUACCUCCACCACCACCUCCUUUGCCUGGAUCUGCAGGUCAGCCCAUGGCUUUCCCCUUCCCUGGCUCAGGAAUUCCUCCACCUCCACCGUUACCUGGCUCAGCAAUUCCACCCCCACCCCCGUUGCCUGGAUCUGCAGGCCCACCCCCUCCCCCACCGUUACCUGGUUCAACAGGGCUACGUAUCCCAGGUUCUGUUGGUACUCCUAUUCCUCCUCCUUUUUUUUCAGCAUCAUUCAACACUCCUCUAGGCCAGAGCCCGGCGAUGUCAGUGUCUCCAUAUACAUCUGUGAUUCCGUUAACUAAGGCGAAAAGUAAGAUGAGGAAAUUCCAGUGGGUUAAAAUUCCUCCAAAUAUAGUAUCGAGAAAUAAAAACUGUGUCUGGGUUCGAAUAUGGAACUUCCCGCCAUUACAGGCGAACUUUGAACUUGAAGAGGAACUGUUUAAACAAAAACAAGUGGAAAAGAAAAAGAAGACGGAAAAUAAGAAAGCAAAAACUGAGGUUGGAAAAACAAUAAUUUCUGUUUGUUAGACUAACGUUAUUGUAAUAUUAAUGCAGCUCUGUUUAUGUACACGUGUGUAAAUAUAUAUACAGGUUUGCUCCUUAGCUAUAAACUCGGAAUAAGGGUGCGUGCAUGCAUAUGUAAAGGUACAGCAAAUCACGUGCAAAUAGACAAAAAACGAUUUCUCCAACAAGGGAAUGUUAACUACAAAGACAAAAAGUAUCGUUUCAGGUAAAUAGUUAAUUUGUGCAUUGAUCUUCGCUCAAAACAUCGGGCUCUUGUUCUUUGAACAUGGCAGAAAUAGACCCAACGCCGCCAAUAUUUAUUUAAAUACCUCCUUUUCGAGUUCGUAUUUGAAAUACAUCAGUGAGCUUAAUCAAGCAAGCGACGUUUUUGUCAAUACGGACGUCACCUGAAAAUUGGUAUGACUAAUUUUGGCGGAUUUUUGCAUCAUAGCGCUCGUGUAAGGAAGCAACAAACUUUAAAAUCGUACGUUUUGUCAUAUGUAUUGAAGAUUACCACAAACUGAUACAAACACAGUUUUUAAUCCAGCCCCCACCCCUCGAUAAUCUGACGUCCGUGUUGACGUCGCUUGCUUUAGUACCCUAUUAUCAGUGAAGAUCCACAACUUUAGAGUGACAGCCGACAGACAAUAUUUUUAAUCAUGUUUUUAAAUUAAAAACUAACUAAAUUUGAAUCAAUGUUGAUAUGUAUUUACUUGAUUACUUCAUGCGUUUUAUGCUUUUACAGAUAACAUUCUUGGACUCAAAACAGAGUUUGAAUAUCAACAUUUUUCUGAAGCAUUUUAAAAUGUGAGUAAUAAUUCUUCAACGUUCAUAAGUUGUGUUUCAAUCGUGAGACUGAAAAUAUAAUUGUUAACAACGAAUUUAUUAUUUAGGCCCAUUGACGCUAUUGUACAGAUAAUCAGACAAUGUGAUAUUGAAAAAUUUGGAGUGGAAGACUUGAAAAGCUUGUUGAAAUUUGUUCCAGAUAAAACCAUAGUAAGUAUUUCAACAAAAAUUAUAGGGAUCAGUACAUUUACAGAGGUGGGCAGUCCUCUUACUUUAAACACUUGAAACGGUGCAAAUUUCAUGAAUAUUAAAGCUAAUAUUUUAGGAUAUGGAAAACUUCGUAUUUGAAACAAAAUAUAAUGAAGUCAUGGUUUGAAGAUAUCCAUGCCUUAACUGUUUCUUUUUCUCAGAGGACAGGGUUAUCUAGAUUAAUGUUUAUUAAUAUUUGCGGCCAUUGGAAGCUGGUAUGACCGUCCAGGCAAUCUUGUUUUUCAAAGGUUUUCAGUCACGCCUACAAGGUCUUACAAGAUUCUUCUAUAGCCCUUCAACAGCAGUUUGUUCCCUGGUCCAUGCCAUGGGGUUGUUUCCACUAAAAAUCUGCCAUCGGUUGAUGGUCGUGACCCCGCUUUAUAACAAGCACUUGCUGAUCAACUGUCCACUUCCUUGAUCCAUCCCUGCAAAAUGGGCUACACCCUUUUAUAAUUAGUGUAACAGUUAUUAAUUGUCUGUAGACAUUCGACUAGAUCUGUGCAUGGGUAUGCCAGAUGUAAAACAAAAGUUUUUAUUUGCAUCAAAUUCAAAUUCAAAUUCAAAUUUAUUUCACACGUUUACAAAAGAUAUAGUUAGACAUUAAUUACAUCACAAAAAAAUCAUAAUGGAAGGGGAAAAAAAGGGAGGAGUUAAUUAUGGUAUUGUAUCGUGUACAGUGGCCAAAGUAGCUGCGAAGCUUUCGAGUUGGCCACCGAGUUGGCCACCGCAUCAUUCCCUAACGUACUUACUGUCAAAUGGAAUAAAUGGAUAAAACACAACAACACCAAAAUGAGGUUUUUUUGAGAAAGAUGAAGACCAACUUCGUAAAAGAAAAUCGCUGUAACUUAUGUAUAAAAGUAACGUCCGUAAGGAAGCAAGGUUCACCUAAUUACUCGUAAAUGGAUGUUUAUUACCUCCGCCACAGAUUAAGUAUAUACCAGUUGUGUAACUUAAUAUGAUUUCGUGUCCUCAAAUUUCCCUAGAUGUACGCGUCAUGCUCACGCCAUGACACUUGCUAGGAAGUUGGUGUCCUGGAAAACACGAACUUUUACAUUUUAUAUGGAUUAAACAAUCAAGAGCAUCAUUUGUUGACAUUGCCCAAGGAUAAAUUGAUUAAAUGUUGCUUAAAUUUGGAUGAAAAUUGCAUGAGAAAUUAGCCAAAGUUUGUCUUGCUGUGCCGGGCAGAAUAAACUGAAUGCCUGAUUAGCCCAUUGUAUAAUUUACGCAUGAUAACUUAAUUUGCUGGCGGGCGUGUGCAGUCUUCGAGUGCCCCCUAGUUAAAGUGCGUUCAAAUUGACCUUGUUAGCACGUGAAGAUUUCAAACCAUUGGGAACGCGAUUAGUGAGUGUUGUGUAUAAAAAUAAUUAUCGCUUAUUUACGGAGACCGAGGGAAACAGCAUGUUUUGUGGCCCCUAGACCGAUCUGACACUUGAUCUGACACUUGCUAUAUAAUCAAAUAAUGUUAUUGCUUAGCAACUGGUGCGCAUUGUCACUCCGUGGGAACUAAUUUUAGUUUCUCUGUUGAUUUCAGGUUCAAACACUGAAGGAUUUUAAUGAUGAUAAAGAAAAGUUAGGAUCAGCAGAAAGAUUUCUUCAUGGAUUAAUAUCAGUUCCAUACUACGAGACUCGUAUUAACAGCAUGUUAUUGAAAACUGAGUUUGCAGAGGCAAUGCAAUUUAUUAAACCUGGUCUCAAUGCACUGGUCAAGGCUACAUCAGGUAUGUUUUACUAUGUUAUAAUUGCGGCGCCUAAAUGAAGUUUGGCAUAUAUUUGCUGCACGAGUUUGCUAAUCUGUUUAUAGGUUGUUAGUUUCGUUGGCAGUGUGACCAGGUUUUUUCCAUGCAAUCAGAUGACAAAAAAUUACCAAAACGGGCAAAAAAUUACCAAAACCCACCCGACCCCCGACUUCCUGCAAGCCAAUUCUACAUCCCCCAGUCGCUAGUGUGACUCGUGAGGCCACUUUUGUAAUUUUAAGUUUUAAUACCUGGAAAGACUGCUCGGAAGGUCGUAAUUCGCUUUAACGAAAUCAUUAGUUAUUAAUUCACCUGCUUUAUCACGUGUCUCGCAGAUAGUGAAUCGCAGGCUCGGGUUACGAGAUUGUGCAUUAGGAGGUAGCAUUAGUACCACUUUCUCUAAAGCUUUUUUGUAUUUAUUAGAUAUUUUGGAAAGCGAAGUCCUACCUGAGGUUCUACAAGUCAUAUUGACUAUAGGGAAUUUUCUUAAUGGAGUAAGUAGUAAUUUUGUUGAUACAACUUUAGUGAGAAAAAAUUUUGUAUUCGAAUUCACAACAAUGAAGCAUGCUAUCAUAUGGCAUUCAUUGCGUUGCAUGCGUACGUAUAUAAGUGUAACAUGUACAUACACCAACACAGAAAAAAAUUCAUGUACAUAUCGUAUAAUUUUUUCUGUUGAUUAUAGCAAAUGUCCCUGAUCUGCUCUCGAAUUUUCCCAGCCAUCAUCUCGGUCUGGGUAAAAUUCUACUUCAUUCUUGGUUCAUGAAAGUGUUCCUAAAAUAGAAGGAUUUUGUCGAUGGAAAUUUCGUGUGUGAAUUAUAUACAUUUACGAGGCCUAACUAUGGGAGCAGUUGUAUGAUUGAAUACCCAAACACCUUACAUUAGCAUCACCUUAUAGUUGCAUUUUGCACAACUACUCCUGCCCAAAAUUCUGAUAUGUUUCUAAAGUAUUCUAUCAAUUCAUUUGCUUACAUGAACCAUUUCAUUUGAGACAUUUGAUCGAAUAACACACAACUCCAUUUCUGGUUACCUUACAGUGCAUGCAUGCUAACUGCAUUUACGAUAUUUCUACAAUGGAUUUACAUAAAAAGACACAAAACAACGCACGCAUAAUACGCGUGCACCUUUUAUACAAUAUUUUGCGGCAUGGUCUACUUUCAAGACCCCGUUGAAUAUAAAAGAAAUCCAUUAGAUAAAUAAUGAUUACAAGCAAACAGGUCCAAGAUGCAUGUAGAGGUCCUAUUACCUAUUCCAAAAUUAAAAUGAAAAAACAAAAUUAACACAACUAUAUAUAUACUGUAUCUUCCAUAUGAUAUACCGUCCGCUAACAUACUUCACAAGCAUGGUCAACCCAAGACUCUGUGAGGUUUGCUAUAGCCCCAAUACACAGUCACGUCAUUAUUCAAUGUUUCAUUAAAAAUCACAACAUCUCUCCAAUACCAUCCAUUUAUCUCCUUAAUGUAAUUUUGUUGAACUAAUGGGAUAGUUUGUCCGAGGCCAUUCCGCAUGCCGUUCGACCCAUGUUCGCCUUUCUCUACAGUCAGUUUUAAUGAUAUCGACCCAAUAUAUUACCUAUUCAUACCACGUUGAAACGGGGAACUGGCUCGGACUGCUUCGAACUGCUUUGGGCAAUCGAUCCCUACUAUAUAUAUAUUACUUAAAAGUAUUAACCUAUAUAGUAUAUACUACGUAAUGACUGCCAUACUGUGCAGUCAAAAAAAUGUUUGUCAGACCCUGGGCGCCAUUUUGCAAAACAUCUGGGAUGAUUAGUCUAAGACAUCUAUUUUAAAUAAGGUUUACCCUUGUGGCAUAAUUAAAUGUUCUGCCAGAUUCUAUAAACCGCAUUUUUGUGGAUUGUACAAUAUCUACUUAUUCUACCAUCAAUAGUUAGAUACAUGACACAAACCAUAGGACUGACUCAUGACAUAUCUCACGCCAUGGUUUUCUUUCAAGACCCUGUGAGUAUGUACAUAAUCUAACUGCAUCCAUACUUAAAUACUAAGGAAUAAACUUACAAUCCUCACAUAGACCUAACCACAUUUGAUGGACAGAUUACGGAAUACACAGUGAACAACAAGGACUAAGUUUACAAUAUCAAACUGCAUGGUCUUCUUUCCAGACCCUGUGAAGAUAUAUUUAAGAAAACCAUUUACUCAAAUGAGAUACAGGAAAAUUACACAACACAAAAUCACAAGUCUUGUUACCAAUUCCUAAUUUACAACAUCGCUGUAUGGUCAAAUCCGACCCUGUGAUAAAUUCAUGUGCAUCAUCAAAUUACACCUAUCAAUUACCAAGUAAGUUUACAUACAGUACAUGCUAACUUCAAUUACGAUAUUUCUACAAUGGAAUGACAUAAAGAGACACAAAACAACGCGUGCACUUUUUAUACAAUAUUUCACGGCAUGGUCUAUAACAGAAAUCCAUUAGAUAAAUAAUGAUUAUUAGUACACCACAGGUCCAAGACGCAUGUAGAGGUCCUAUUAUCAAUCCCAAAAUUAAAACAAUUGCACCAAAACCAAAGGUGAUUGGUGCAUUCAUACAGGAAGAUUAUCAAUCAUCGGGAAGUUCCAAAUUUGGAAAAAAAAAGAAAAACGUUUUUAAAGAAAUUAUCAAAAGAAACGGUUCAAGACGAACAAAUUUUCUAUCUAAUGACAAGUUUUCAUAUAGUAAAUUUUAUUUGUCAGUUGUGUAUAGAACAAAUCUUCUAUGACACGUUUUUGACCGCCACGAUGGAUAUCAAUAGCAAUUUAUUACUACAAUAACUCGCCGACUAACCGCAUGCAAGUGCUGCUUUGUUGACCCCUACAGACGAGUUUAAAUUUUGUAUUUCGCCAUGUUUUUCUAUGACAUGUGCACUUGUUCAAAAUCUAUAGCAUGCUAGCAGCUAAACAAGUGUCUAAACUUGCAGCAAACUACUGUAGCAGCUAAACUUGUCACAACAAAAAUUGGCAAAGUUGUCUGUACAGACGAGCAAAUAAAACUUUUCAAAUGAAAACUUGCUCGUACCGCUUGAGUAAAUAAAUUAUUAGAAUAUUUUAGUAGGAACACUUCCAUUGCCACGACUGUAACACAUUGUAAACUUAUUCCCACUUUCCCUUCUUUACUACCUCCUCCAGGAUGGUCAUGCGGGAAAUGCGAUUGCAUUCAAGAUCAGUUCAUUAUUGAAACUUACGGAUACCAAAGCCAAUAAACCAAGGAUGAAUCUUAUGCAUUUCUUGGUUGAAGUAAGUGUGGCGCGUAAUCUCUCUUUCCGCCGAAGCGUGGAGAAACCGACAAAACUGGGGGAGGAUAAUAAAAGAGUUAUUUUUUUAUUAUUUAUUAUUAUUUUGAAUUAAAACUACCAUGCAGAAGGACACGUGGAAAACGCGCAUAGCUGUGAUGAAACACUUAAAGUGCCACUAACCUCAAUUAUUUUAUCAUCUCAUUCUUACGAACUUCUGAAAUGAUAUAAUAACUUAUUUUGAACAUUUUCGUUUGCUCACUUUGUUUGUUUGGUAUGCAAAUAUCCGGAAUUUACGUCACAAAUGCAUAAUGAUUUAAAGUAAAAGCUUGUAUAUCUUAUUCACUGUCGAGUUUAAUUCAUUAAAAUGAAGUUUGGAGUUGUGGGAGGAUUAAAUAUACUUAUGUAAAACACCAUUUAGACUUUUUAUUUCAUGAUAUUUAACUGUACCUUACAUUCUUUAAUCAGCCAUUAUUCAUAUGUGACGUAAAUUCCGGACAUUUGCACAUCAAUAAAACUGAAAUAACUCAGAGACAAAGUGAACAAACGAGAAUCUUCAAAAUAAGCUAUUAUAUUAUUUCAAAGCUAAGCUUCUUAAGAUUGAGAUGAUAAAAAUAAUUGAGGUUAGGUGCACUUUAAUUGCAUGCAUGCUUGUUGUAAUAAUUCGUGCAAAUACGGUUGGAAACCUUUUUUGAAUCAUGUAAUGGAAAUGUUAAUAUUCCGUUAAACUUGAGAAAUUCAACGUUUCGAGCGAAGGCCUAAGUCAGGACUUGGCGACGAAAGGCCUUCGUUCGGAACGUCGAAGUUCUCCUUGUAUUUUUCAGGUAGUUGUAUCCCUAUCAAUCCGAAGCUUCCGUUAAACUUGCAUCUUCGACAAUGUUUUCACUCUAUAUUUCAGGUUGCUGAAGCAAAACGAGCCGAAGUUAUGUCUUUCCCUAGAGCAAUGGCACAUUUAAAUAUGGCUUCAAAGUAUGCAUUAUGAUCUAUUUUCGAAAUAAUGUAUAUGCAUGGAUAUAUAAUUUGUUUCUCUAAUUUUCGCAUCUUUUUUGCUUAGCGAAAUUCAAUCUAGCACGUAGGGCUUGUUCAUAAUAUAGAUUAGCCUUUCCCCAAAAGAGAUCACAGUGCAUUCUGGCAUCGUUUGGAGGGACAAAAUAUAUAGUGACAGGCGUCAAAUAUGUGUUAGAGUAGAAGUAUCUACUAUCAAAUAUCAACAUUUUAGACGACCAAAAAUGAAAUAUCUCCUUUUUACAUUAAACAUUUAAUUUAAAUGUGUGCAUGCUGCCAUAUUUCUUGCCCCUCCAACAUGGGAUUCGCGCGACUAGACCCAGGACUUUGGGAAAUGGCUAAUUGUUGUCUCCUUGUUAGAGUAUCCAUAGAUUCUUUAUCCGCUGAUGCUCGAGAAUGGAGUGAAAGAAUUGUAAAUGUUCGAAAGAAUGUGAAAAAAGCAGACGACGAUCUUAAGAACCUCAUGAGCACUUUCUUAAAGGUAGAGUUUUUUCUGAACGCUUUGACCAAUAGUAGACUGUACUUUAUUUAGUUCUUGUAUAGUAGCUUCUCAUUCUUCUUCACUUCAUGUGCAUGCCAUUGAAUGCCAGCGGGUUUAGCCGCAGGUUUAGAUUCCCAUGCCCAGGCAUUCCGAGGGGAAAGGAAUUAAGCAUAUCGAUCGCUUGCAGUGUAUGUGCACCAAAACGUUUCUUGUGCGAUAUUGUCAGUUUAUAAGGACAAUUGACUAAGAAUUCCAUGUAUAUAAUGGAAGACCACUGCAUGUAAUUGGUGAUAGCUGUUAGUGUUGCGGUUACCCAGCCAUUGACUCUUGUGUAUAAUUAUAAUUAUAAUCCAAUUUUGUAAUUUUUCAUCCGCCUCAGAAAAAGGUUAAUUACUCUAUUAGCCUUCUAAUUAAUAACAAUAUUUUAAGGCAAGAAAAUAGCAUUAAAUAUUUAGGUAUAAUUAUGGAUACUAAUUUGAACUGGAAAGAGCAUGUUCAUGAGCUAUGUAAAAAGAUAUCACGAGGAAUUGGUAUACUAUCGAAACUUCGUCAUUUUGUCACAAAAAAGAUACUACUAUACUAUACUCAAGUUUAUUAUUCAAUAAUUUAUCCGUAUCUUACUUAUGGCGCUUUGAUAUGGGGAAAUACAUAUUGGACUAAUAUCAAGCCCUUGUAUAUCCUGCAAAAGAAAGCUAUCCGCAUAAUGAAUUUCCUAUUUUACCAGGCACAUACAGCUCCUUAUUUUAAGAAAGACAAAUUAUUAAAAUUUGCAGAUAUUGUUAAGUUCUAUACGCACUGUUUAUGCAUCAGUUUUAUCGAGGCAGACUUCCGGUUGCUUUUGACAACUUCUUCGUUUUAAAUCAUAUGAAACAUAAUUACGAUACACGGCUUGCAUCAAAGUGUUCAUACGCAGUUUACAUUUAGUUCGUACAAACUAUGGAGUUUUUAAUAUUAACUUUUCGGGCCCUAAAAUUUGGAAUGAUAUUGAUGAGGCGCUAAAAAUAUUGAGUAUAAGUUUAGUUAAAAAGAAAUUAAAACAAAGUAUAAUUGAGCUAUAUUAAUUUGAAUAUUUGGUUGCUUGAUUGCUUAAUUCGGAUCAUAUUUAUGUUUACUUUUAAUUUUCAAUUUUGCCAUGGGGCCAUUCACAAAGGAUGUCCGAGCCGAGGGGGGGGGAGGGGGGUUUGGAAAAUCAGGACAAACUCGGACAUAGGGGGGGAGGGGGGUUUUAGCAAUCCGGAUGUCCGAAAUUUAAAAAAAUUCAAAAACAAAUUUCUUUUUCCCUAUAUUUUGAGCAGUCCUUCCCAUUGUGAAAUUGGCAUUUUGACUAUGCGGUUAACACUAGAUUUUGUUUUAAUUAGUAAUUUAUAUGUUUUUGUGUUCACAUUUACAGUUAUAAAAAAGUUCUAAAAGUAAAAACGUUUUUUACUCUUGAUAUAUACAAGGUUGCGUGAGUUUUUGCGAGGCAUGGCGGAUGUCCGGGGGGAGGGGGGGGGUCACUAAUUCGGACAAUGCCGGACAAGGGGGGGGAGUGGGGGUCUGAAAAUCCAUCAUUUGGCCGGACAUCCUUUGUGAAUGGCCCCCAUCUUGUAACACAUUUAUUGCUGCGGAGCGAGCGAGCCUGAAGCGAGCGAGCGAAGCAGCAGCCUAAUUUGUGUAGUAGGCAGAAAAAAGCAGAUUUUUAGCGUCGCAUGGAAUUGUGGUCGUGCGCAUUUGUAUGCGCAGUUUUCAUAAUGUGGUAAAUUCGCCUAGCAGUAAACGACUUGAUUUAUGAAAUCUGAUAGCAAAAACUUGUGUCAUAUAAUUAAUUUACCUGCAUGUCAAUGAGACGCACAUGUUUAACAUCUGUCACCUGUGAUUGCCCUUUAACCCCUGGUCUUGGCUACUUUAAUAUAUAAUAUAUUGCUUUUUCGCAGUUCCACUCAUGGUAAGAAUCGUUCCUUACUGGCUUAAGGCCUUACGCUGACAGCUCACUAGUCGCUGCGAGUAAUAACUGUGCUUGAUAUAUAAUUUGUGCUAUUUACUGUAGUUCUAUUUCACUACUUGCUUUAAUGCCCGCAGCAAUCCCUACCUUGCAGGUACCCUAGUUUAAUAAUUGUUUAUUGUAUAUAUUCUACUAGAAAUUGAUAGCCACCUGUCUCGAUUAGCCCCUAUGGUUACUUACGGGUGGCUAUGCACAUAAUUCUUUUGUUUUAUAAUGCUUAAUGUAGAAAAUUGUUGUAUCUUGUAUUUAUAAUGUGUGUGCAAAAUUAUAUUAUUCUAUUUAGUCCGAGGGCGUGUAGGGUUUAGCACCCGCCAAAUAUUUGUUCAUUUAUUGGUAAAUUUCUAGGUAAUUUAAGUUGAUUUUCAGGUAAAUUAUAACAGCAUUGGCAGGCAAACGUGGAAGUUAAAAUGGAAGUAUUUAAUAAUAAUAUUUUCUCGGAGGAGCAUUCCCCCGAACCCGCCUAGUAGAUUUAGCCCCGUUUCCCACAACGCUUUCGAAAGAAACACCUGCUAUUUGAAUGUACUCAUGAGAAACACACAAAAUUUCAAAAGCUGCUUUUAAAUAACGUAAUAAGUAAUUUAAAAAAUCGUUACACCCUCCCCCCCCCCCAACGACAAAGUCUUUGCUACGUUCCUGAAUAAAUAGAUAAAUAACCUGUUCUCUGCAGCUCGUGUUUGUAAGGACCAUUGGCGGGAAGAGACAUGGAUCCUAAGAAUGAAGAAUACCUGUCGCUCAACCUUUGUCAGUUUUAACUGUCCCUUGACUCGUCUUGACUUUGGCAUUUUUACCUUUUUUCUGACUCAUCCAACUGAGUUUUUCACCCCUUCAGUUUGAUCGAUCAAUAUCAAAAGUGCUUAGUACAAAUUAUUCAUGUGAUGCUCGUAAUUGCCUAAAACGUUUAUACCACAACCUAAGUGCUGUUCAUUUUUUCUUGACCCAACUUUGUUUAUCUUGUAUUUUUUCCUGAGCUAAUCAUUUCCUCCGCUAACAUUGCCAUCAUUGUUUCGCAUUCGCAUAUAUAGCAUACCGUCUAACCUCCUUGUCUGUAUAUAUGUUUAGGAUUGUACAAAAGAGAUGGAAGAAAUUCAAGAACAAAUUAAAUUGGUUCAUAAACUUACACAAGAAUUGACACACUAUCUUUGCGAAGAUGAAAGCAAGAUAAAACUAGAUGAUUUAUUAAACACUUUCAAGACUUUCUGUCUCAACUUAGAUCAAGCUGCUGAAGUAAGGAGAUGGUGUGCAACUUUUCUAGAUUACUGUUUUCGCAAAAUUUAUCGAGUGUGCACGAUCAGUUGAUGCAGUUGAGAUGUAUUGCCCGCUAUGUUUGGCGUUGACCACAAUCUAGUGGCCGAAAGUUUGUCAAAAAUAAAAAUAAAUUUGGUCAGUAGCCGUUUCCAAUCAUAAUCCAAUAAUUAAAACGAAAUUUUGGUAAAAACUGACGAACGAAAAAAAAUAUUAGAUGUUUGUUACGAUACUGAAUGUUUGAAGGUUUAAAAAGUCGUAUUUUUAUCAAGUAUAUAUUUCCAAGCUAUAACAAAUGUCUCGUCGUUUGUAGUUAAUCCAGUGUAAUUAUCUCUUUGAAGGAUAAUGAGAAACGACGAGCACAGGAAGCGAAACAAGCCAAAGCAGAGAAAAACAACAAGAAAAAGCGAAAAGACGGAGUAAGAACGACAUUAAAAUUCCAAGAAGAUGAAUGUAUUGUUGAUAAACUUCUAAGUGAAAUACGUCAAGGAUUUCCUUUGAAGAAACGACGAAGAACGAGUGUUGAUAGUGCGAAAGAUACUGUAGAAAGUAUUUCCACUCAAACUUCGAAUGAAGGUGUUGUAAUAAUUCUUUAGUUACUUUCAUCAUAUUGUUCAAGUCUAAUGCUGUUCACUCUUUCGUAUUGUUUGGAUAGAACCGAUAGAACGACAUAUCUGUAACCGGAAGUAUGAAUUCCAUCUAGUCAGGAUCCAAGGAUCGAAAUAUUUCAUCGCCGGUUUAGACAAUUGUAUUAUAACCCAAAAUAUUUCCUUCUUACCACAGAAAUGUCAAAGGAAAUGUUUUUUUGCAUUAAAAUAUUAAUUUUAAACGAUAUUCUUCGUUAAAUGUUUGGGUAGUAUAACGAAAUGUGAGCUACGUUCCCGAAAAUUAUUAUAAACUAAGCUAAGCUUGACACCAAAGGCAAUCACUUCGUAUUACUUCAUUAAAUUGCUUCGUACGGUGUAGCAACGUGAUGAGUGAUGACUUGAAAUUUAGUUUCAUAAAGGUCCAACAUUUUCCAAAACAACUCUACCCCCCCCCCAUAGUGGUGAGUUGUACUUUCGACCCCACAUAGCCGGCUAAAUUAGCCAUACCAUCCACUCACUUAUUGUUUUCAUUAAUUUGAUAAUUUAUGCAAAGUCCUAUUUACUUCUAAUCUAUGUUAAUCUAUUUUUUAUUUUAGGAAACGUUUCUGAAAUGAAUGAUGCGUAAUGCAUGUUAGAAUUUAAAUACCAAUGUUCAAUAAAAAUGACAAAGCUAGUGCACUAUAAAUGUAAAUCUGUUGAUCGAAAAUUAAACUACAGUAUUUACGAUUUCAUUAAUACAUACAAAUCGUGUAAUUACAUACCACAGUGUAAAUAGAGGAGAUAUAUAUAUAUAUAUACAUCCAAUACUAUUCGAUUAAAUACAUAAUUGCAUGAAAUGGCCAAUUUGGAAUGCACUUAUAUUCAUUAUAUAGUUAGUAAUGUAAAUGCCAUGCUUAAGAAUUCAGGAUAAAAAUGUCUGUAUUGUAACUGUAAAAUAAUCUUUUAUAAAAAUCAAAAACACGUAUGACGUGAAAAACAGUUUCUCAAAGGAAUUGACUAUUGAUUGUAAAUGUAGUAUGGUCAUAAUUCAAUUGCUUUCCGCGCCUUUGAGAGUGCCUUAAUUCCAUUACUGCAUGAGCAUCUUAUCAUUUCUCUUCAUCCAGAUUUUCUCUUAUAU
Molecule: messenger RNA, 28042 nt
Organism: Paramuricea clavata
Lineage: Eukaryota; Metazoa; Cnidaria; Anthozoa; Malacalcyonacea; Plexauridae
Source: the annotation of a GenBank genome assembly